CUCCCUCUUUCUCCUCCGAGGCUGUCGAGUCGCCUCGCAGCUGCGAGCAGCGAGCGCCCUGCUCCAGUCCGGGCUCGGAACUGAACUGUGAGCGCGGGUCCUGGAACCCGGGCCCAAGAGCGAUCACCCGGGGUCUGAGGCCGGGGCGCAGCGCUCAACCUCGGAGGCUAACCGAGGCGCGGAGCCGCAGAGCCCGCAGGGCGGGAGGGCCGGCCAGCGAGCGUCCGGGCGAGUCCGGGAGCAGGACCGGGAAGGCAGCGAGACGGCCGCAAGCCAAGGGCAGAGGGCAGAGUGCAGAAAGCGGCCUGGCUUGGCUAAGGGCGCCGCCCGGCCGGAACCGAGCUCGCCUCCCGGGACGGUGGCCCCUCGUGGGACGCGGACCCCGGGUGACCGCGGGUCCAGAGCGACUCCUCCGCGGCCGGCGGGGGGCGUGCCGCCUCCCAGCCCCGCCGCCCCAGCUCGGCCCGCCCGCCGCGUCGCCGGGGGCAUGUGAGCGGGAAGCCCAGGCUACCAGUCGCGAGGAUCGCACGGAGGAGGAGCAGGAGCGCGGAGCCCCGAGCCCCGAGCCCAGCGCCUGGCUGAGUAGGUCUUGCUAAGUUGCUGAGGCUGACCUUGAACUUGAUAUCCUCCUGCCUCAGCCUCCAGAGUCACUGGGAUUUUAGGCAAGUGCUCCCAAGCCCUGCCAGAGGCUUCUUUCUAAAGGGGCUGUAGGGGACCAAGAUAGUAGUGGCUCAUCCUGUGUGAUAUGAAUGAAGUACCACAGGGUGAUGGGAAAGAGGGUAUAGAGGCCGGUGGCAGGUGGCCCUGGAUUGGGAGGGCAGUGAAGGCUGCCCCACACAGGCCUGAAGACUGGGGAGAAGCCAGCUGCAUAAAGACAGGAAGAAGGGGAUUCCAGGGUGAGGGAAUAGCAAAGGAAACCCCCUGUGGACAAGGGGAGCCAACAGCUAUGUGGCUCUGGGGAGAGACCCUGAGGACAGAGGGCUGGACCUGGCCCCUCCUCACCUGGUAAGAAUCCUAUCUUUUAUUGCCAGAGCCAUGGGAAACCAUUGGAAGCUAGAGAGCAAAAUAGUCUUGAUUCAUGAUUUUUAAAGAUUAUUUGGUGCAAAAAAAAAGCAGUAAUCCCUAAUUGCCUCAGGGGAGGGAAAUGGUGGCUGAGGGAGGAAAAAUUUUGUUUUUAUCAAAAAACCAAAAAGCAUAGUUAACAAAGAACAGUGUAUCACCUGGAAAACGCAUACAAAAAGAAGAAAAAAACCAGGAUCUAAAACUGUGAUGUCCAUGAGGAGCCCCAUCUCUGCCCAGCUGGCCCUGGAUGGCGCUGGCACCAUGGUGAACUGUACCAUCAAGUCAGAGGAGAAGAAGGAGUCUUGCCACGAGGCCCCCCAGAGUUCGGCCACUACAGCUGAACCCCAGCCCACCGACCCAUCCCGGGCCCCCCAGGAUGCUGCUGACCCCCACACUUCAGCUCAGGACUGUAGUUCUCCAGAGCGUGACGGGUCCCCAGAGCCCAAGAGACCCGGAGCCUCUGAGGCUGCUUCUGGAAGCCAGGAGAAGCUGGACUUCAACCGCAAUUUACAGGAGGUGGUGCCCGCCAUCGAGAAACUGCUGUCCAGUGACUGGAAGGAGAGGUUUCUGGGAAGGAGCUUGGUGGAAACCAAAGAUGUCAAAGGGACCCAAGAGAGCCUGGCAGAGAAGGAGCUGCAGCUUCUGGUCAUGAUCCACCAGCUGUCCACCCUGCGGGACCAGCUCCUGACGGCCCACUCGGAGCAAAAGAAUAUGGCAGCCAUGCUCUUUGAGAAGCAGCAGCAGCAGAUGGAGCUGGCCCGGCAGCAACAGGAGCAGAUCGCCAAGCAGCAGCAGCAGCUGAUUCAACAGCAGCAUAAGAUCAACCUCCUCCAGCAGCAGAUCCAGCAGGUCAACAUGCCUUACGUCAUGAUCCCAGCUUUCCCUCCAAGCCACCAGCCUCUACCUGUCACCCCUGACUCCCAGCUGGCUUUGCCCAUUCAGCCCAUCCCCUGCAAACCAGUGGAGUACCCGCUGCAGCUGCUGCACAGCCCCCCUGCCCCGGUGGUGAAGAGGCCAGGGCCCAUGGCCGCCCACCACCCCCUGCAGGAGCCCUCCCAGCCCUUGAACCUCACAGCGAAGCCCAAGGCUCCUGAGCUACCCAGCGCCUCCAGCUCCCCCAGCCUGAAGAUGGGCAACUGCGGGCCCCGUCCCCCCAGCCAUGGGGCCCCUACAAGGGACCUGCAGUCCAGCCCCCCGAGUCUGCCUCUGGGCUUCCUUGGUGAAGGGGACGCUGUCACCAAAGCCAUCCAGGAUGCUCGACAGCUGUUGCACAGCCACAGUGGGGCCUUGGAAAGCUCCCCCAGCACCCCCUUUCUCAAGGACCUCCUCAGCCUGGACUCCUCUCCAGCCAAGGAGCGACUGGAGGAGAGCUGUGUGCACCCGCUGGAAGAAGCCAUGCUGAGCUGCGACGUGGACGGCUCGCGCCACUUCCCUGAGUCUCGGAAUAGCAGUCACAUCAAGAGACCCAUGAAUGCCUUCAUGGUGUGGGCCAAGGAUGAGAGGAGAAAGAUCCUCCAAGCCUUCCCGGAUAUGCACAACUCCAGCAUCAGCAAGAUCCUUGGCUCCCGCUGGAAGUCCAUGACCAACCAGGAGAAGCAGCCCUAUUAUGAGGAGCAGGCGCGGUUGAGCCGGCAGCACCUGGAGAAGUACCCCGACUACAAGUACAAGCCUCGGCCCAAGCGCACCUGCAUCGUGGAGGGCAAGCGGCUACGCGUGGGCGAGUACAAGGCCCUGAUGAGGACCCGGCGCCAGGAUGCCCGUCAGAGCUACGUGAUCCCCCCACAGGCUGGCCAGGUGCAGAUGAGCUCCUCAGACGUCCUAUACCCUCGGGCAGCGGGCAUGCCCCUGGCACAGCCCCUGGUGGAGCACUGUGUCCCCCACAGCCUGGACCCCAACAUGCCUGUCAUCGUCAAUACCUGCAGCCUCAGGGAGGAGGGCGAGAGCACAGAUGACAGGCACUCGGUGGCUGAUGGCGAGAUGUACCGGUACAGCGAGGAUGAGGACUCGGAGGGUGAAGAGAAGAGUGACGGGGAGUUGGUGGUGCUCACGGACUGAUCCCAGCUGGCUGGGCCUGGCCCCUUCCUCACUGGGGAAGACCUUGGCCCCAACCCAAUGGGCACAGCCCGCCGGCCUGAACUCUGUUGGUACUUGGACUUGGGUAUGUCUGGAGAUGGGCAAAGCCGUGCACUUGUAGAUACAUUCCUCUUCCCACCACACCUUCGGCACACCUGAGGAGCUGUCAGCCUCAGGGGUGGGGCUUGCAUGGCGGUGAUGAACCGAGCUGGCUGAGCUCCUUGGCUCUUGGGGCUGAUGGCCAGGGACACUGGAUGACCCUUUUCUCUUGCAGGUCUACCCACCUGGGGGUUUGGCAGCUAUACACCUGUCUCCCUGUGUCACAUGCUUUGUUCCCAUUCUUGUCCUGGCUGGACCAGCCACCAUGGGACCAACACCCCCUCCCACACUCCCCUAGAUCACUCCUCUGUCACCAGGAUCACUUUGUACUUUGUGCAAACAGGUCUGACUGUCCCUCGCGUCUUUAUCUCUGCUAAGCCCAUUGUGCCUCUGGCUGCUGUGUGUGAGCGCGUGCGCAGACCCGUGCAUUUUCGCUGUUCAGUCAUUGCACAAGAUAUUUAUUGAGUGCCCGCUAGGUGCCAGGCACUGCUGCUGAGUUCCUGCAGAUGUCUCUUCCAUGCCACUCUUGCUUCUCUGGGGGCCUCCUCUGUGCUUCUCUUCGUCCCCAAAUUGCUACCUCUUUGUCUGGGUGUCUCAGGUUCCGUGUGUCCUGUGUGCAUUUCUCUGUCCUUGUCUUGCUACAAAGCCCUCUUUCUCUCCCUUUCUCCAUCCCUGAGCCCCACCCCACCCCCAGGCCCCCCUGAAUUCUCUGGGUCUCUGUAGGCCCCUGGAUUGCCCUGGGCCAGUGGCCUCCCUGACUUCCUGCCUGCGUCUUCUCUCCCUCCGACUCUGCCUCCCACGGAGCCAUUUUUAGCUCCCAGCAGCAUGAGAAUGUGCCUCCUCCUCCAAAGGCUUUGUCCUGAUGCCCCAGCCCCGGGGCCCAGCCUGUGUUCCAGGAGUGGGGCCAGGAGGACUGAUGGUCAGUGGCAGAGGCCCUGGAGGGGGGCCCCAGAGCAGAUGGUCCCCAUCCUCCCUCAUGAGCACUGGGUGGGUGGUGGGUGGGUGGCAUCCAGGCCUGCCACUCCCCGUCUGAUCCUCUCCCUGAUCCUCGGUUCUAGGGAACAGGUCUCAGCCCCUGUUCAGCUUCACAAGUUAUUUCCCUGAGAAAAUCAAAUCCCAUUGGCACCUAACUCCAAAGAGCUGGAACAGCCCUAGGAUCAGGGUGGUGACUCUAAUCCCACAGGGCCAGAGGUGGAGUCUGGUGCCUGCCUCCCCAUCACCCCCACGUCUCUCCAGGCUGUUUCUUUUUUAUGACUGUAAACAUAGAUAGUGCUUUAUUUUGUUAAUAAGAUAACGAUGAGUAACUUAACCAGCACAUUUGUUUUCUGAUGGCAUAAUAAAGACAGACCAUUUCAGAA
Marmota monax (woodchuck) is the source of this 4592-nucleotide messenger RNA. RefSeq names its product SRY-box transcription factor 13 (gene Sox13). Gene Ontology annotation, molecular function: RNA polymerase II cis-regulatory region sequence-specific DNA binding; DNA-binding transcription factor activity, RNA polymerase II-specific. Gene Ontology annotation, cellular component: nucleus. NCBI's taxonomy places the organism in Eukaryota, Metazoa, Chordata, Mammalia, Rodentia, Sciuridae. The record is from RefSeq and is a predicted model, not a curated record. The transcript is spliced from 15 exons. Bases 1270 to 3117 code for a protein of 615 amino acids. Gene Ontology annotation, biological process: cell fate commitment; regulation of transcription by RNA polymerase II.